AUGGACUUACUUGUAGCUGCAUAUGCACGGUCAGAAGGUGUGCGUAUUGAUGGACGCCGCAUCCUUGUCGAUGUCGAGCGCGGCCGCACAGUGCCUGACUGGAAGCCAGCAAGGCUCGGUGGUGGCUUGGGCGGCCAAUCGCGCAAGCCGAAACAAAAAGUCCGGCCUGAUUCUUUCCGUGGCGUUGUGGGUGGUCGUGGUGGAUUUGGCCCUGCCGGCGGCGGCGGCGGCGGCGGCCGUGGUGGUGGCUUCCGUGGUGGACGCGGCGGGUUUCGAGGUGGUGGCCGUGGCGGCGCGGGCGGUGGAUUCCGCGACCGCGGAAGCAGCUUCCGUGAUCGCGGCGGCGACCGCUUCAGUCGGCCUCGCGAUCAUAGCUACCGCGAUCGAGAUGGACUCCAUGAUGCAUCUGGAUCUUUAUCGUACGGCGCACCGGGUCCUGCACGUUCUUACGAAGAUCGCGCGCCAAAGCGUAUGCGCUACUAG
This is a messenger RNA of Malassezia globosa CBS 7966, 483 nucleotides long. RefSeq lists its product as uncharacterized. The coding region runs from base 1 to 483 and encodes 160 amino acids. NCBI's taxonomy places the organism in Eukaryota, Fungi, Basidiomycota, Malasseziomycetes, Malasseziales, Malasseziaceae. The record is from RefSeq and is a predicted model, not a curated record. The transcript has a single exon.